GUUUCUAUGGCCUGCCAUUCUCAAGAUUUCCUCACCGUGCCAAAGCUACAAGUAAGAGCUGGGAUGACGGUGAAGGAGGCGGCGGCCAAUUUUCGUCCUUCGGGAUUCGCCAUAUCUUGGGAGUUGGCUACAACUACUUUUGUAAGUGCCAACUGGAGCAAAUCAACAGGGUGCUACAAAUGCCAGGGCUUCCAGGGGUUUGUGAUCUGCUCCAUGUCACUGCCUCGUGGGACUGUGGCCCUGGGUGUGGGACAUAGUUUUUUUCUUCAUAUUGCGCACAUGGCAUGGAUGGGGUUCCAACGGCAGUGUGGAAAGGUGGCUGCCACUCCCAAGAUUUCGAAUGCUCCUUACUUUAUUUUGGCAAGCCGCCUCAUCAGUUUUUCGGCUAGCUCGACCCACCGCACUGUGAGAGCGUUAACACAUUCACACAACUGCCAGUUAGCCACUGGUCGCUACUCCAUCGUCUUUGCUUGCCAUAUCAUUAUUUAUUUGGGCUCCAAAAAUACUGGUUUUUGUCUUUUUUGUUUUUAAGAGGUUAGGUGCCUUGCGCCUCAGGGGCACACACCCUUGUCUUUGUAGUGAGGUGGAUGGGGCCUUAGGUUGUUACCAGUCACUGCACAAAUGGUGCCAUUUCCUUAUCCUAAGCACUGUGAGUGGGCAAAAGUACCCGCUCCAAGCUGUACCUUGCAACCCAUGCGACCCCCCAUGGCCGGCCUGUUACA
Molecule: messenger RNA, 722 nt
Organism: Pseudomassariella vexata
Lineage: Eukaryota; Fungi; Ascomycota; Sordariomycetes; Amphisphaeriales; Pseudomassariaceae
Exons: 1
Coding region: 7-531 (174 amino acids)
Source: RefSeq, a predicted model, not a curated record